This is a messenger RNA of Vigna radiata var. radiata (mung bean), 540 nucleotides long. RefSeq lists its product as uncharacterized. The coding region runs from base 10 to 477 and encodes 155 amino acids. The record is from RefSeq and is a predicted model, not a curated record. The transcript is spliced from 3 exons. Lineage: Eukaryota; Viridiplantae; Streptophyta; Magnoliopsida; Fabales; Fabaceae.
CAAACAAUAAUGGCAGUCACACAUGCUGACCUUGAACCAAGGAGAAGAAAAAUAGAUUUGAGUAGCAAAACAAGUGUCUUUCUUAUGGCUCUCACAAUCUUAUUGGGCCUAUUCUGUUUCCUUCUGUGUCUCACAGCAGAAGCCACACGUUCGAAGGUGAUAUGGAUGAACACAGAUGUAAAUGGAAAGGGUAGUAAAUCAGAAUGUGUUUACAGUGGUAGUGGGAAAAAGCCAUUGUUAUGCGCUUCUUGUGCUUUCAUUGGACUAGCAUUGGCCAUAUUGGUGGAGCACACUUUCAUGUUAAUAGCAGUUAGCAAUUCAUCUCCUGCAUUACUCACCUUGGAUCCUGAUUCUGCUUCUGCCAAAUCAUUAACGUGGCUAGCUGGGUUCUUCUUCGUUGCAACUUGUUGGGGAGAUAUUGUUGUUGGCAGGAGUGAGUGUAGAGUCAGGACAUCUGAAGAAUUGGUGGAAAGCUAAACCCAAUUGCCUUAGUGUUAGAGAAGGUUUGUUUAGUGGGGCAGGGGUGUUUGCUUUAACCUC